Molecule: messenger RNA, 932 nt
Organism: Ceratitis capitata (Mediterranean fruit fly)
Lineage: Eukaryota; Metazoa; Arthropoda; Insecta; Diptera; Tephritidae
Gene: Fkbp12
Product: 12 kDa FK506-binding protein
Exons: 2
Coding region: 173-499 (108 amino acids)
Molecular function (GO): peptidyl-prolyl cis-trans isomerase activity
Source: RefSeq, a predicted model, not a curated record
GUACUGUACGCCAUAUUGACGGUUUCCGUAAUUUCUCUACAAGAAUUUUCUGCAUUCUCAUUUUUUCACCGCCGCUGUUAGAUACAGAUUACACAAAUUGAUCUGUUUUUCCUAAAUAAAAGUGAAAAUUUGAGCUUUUUUUCCUUUCAAAAAAAGAAAUUCAAUAAGUAAAAUGGGCGUACAAGUAGUACCAAUUUCACCCGGUGAUGGUAGUACAUUCCCAAAAACUGGACAGGUGGUGUCAGUACAUUAUACCGGCACAUUAGACAAUGGAACUAAGUUUGACUCAUCUCGGGAUCGUAAUAAGCCUUUCAAAUUUACACUUGGUAAAGGUGAAGUGAUUCGCGGUUGGGAUGAAGGUGUAGCUCAACUUUCUGUCGGUCAACGCGCCAAACUCAUCUGCUCACCAGACUAUGCUUACGGUAGUCGCGGUCACCCAGGUGUUAUUCCACCCAAUGCAACUUUGACUUUUGAUGUAGAACUUCUAAAAGUUGAAUAAUCUGGUCCCCCUAAUCGCGGUAUAAUAAUAGAUUAUAUGUAAGAUUAAAAAAGUAUGAUUUACUCAAAAAUUCUAGUUAGAAAUAGCGGUACUUCAUUUUCUCAAACAAAUUAGAUUUUACUUAAAUAUGUAAUUACAAUCAAUAAUACAUUAUAUCCGAUUUCAAUAUACACAAGAGUAUGAUGCACAAUUGACUUUCAAGCACAUGCAAAAAUAUCCUAAAUUUAUUAAAAGUUAAUCCACAAAAUUGAAAAAGUAGAUGCAUUCCAAUUUAGGAAAGGCAGUUGGGUAAAGAAUAUAUUUAAAAAUGCAUUUAUCGCACCAGAAAACAAUUCAAAUUUACUAUAAAUAUAAAUGUUCUUGUAAUUGUAAUGUUAUAAAUCUUGAAUUAAGCAUUACUUAAAAAAACUUUCAAUAAAUAUGAACAAAUGAA